This is a messenger RNA of Coregonus sp. 'balchen', 28010 nucleotides long. The record is from the annotation of a GenBank genome assembly. NCBI's taxonomy places the organism in Eukaryota, Metazoa, Chordata, Actinopteri, Salmoniformes, Salmonidae.
AUGUUGGACUCAGAAGAGUGCACUUUGUACCUGGAUAACCUGUUCUUUGAGAGGCCAGUUGUCCACAAAGUGUGAGUUGUCAGAAACAACCUGCAUCCCACAGUCAUGCCCUCCUAAAUGUAUAUUUAGCUAGGAACUGGGCUCUUGCUAUGGAGAAUGCUUGCUCAACCCUUUUCCUGCCUUGGUCCUGUCUCCAGAAAGCCACUUUGUCAAGAGCAGAGUUCUUGGCAGUUGGAACCCCCUCCAUCCCUAUCCCAGAUUCCAGCCACUCAGGACAUCCAGAAAGAGGCAGAGGGUCUUUCAUCAUUCAGUAAGUUACAUUUGAUGUGAUUCAAUCAUUUUAGUCAAUUCAGUCAAUACUGUAAGGGCCUGGGCCAGAUUCCCGGAGCCAGAUUAAGCAUAGUCCUGGACUAAAAUGCACUGUCAAUGAAAAUUCUCCAGUGAGAAUGAUUGUUUUGUUUAAGACUAGGCUUAAUCUGGGUCUGAGAAACCGUCCCUAAGAGUCAGGAUUUAGUUUGAAGUCAUGUCCCUCCCUGUCAAUCAUUACAUCAUCAUGUCUUCUAUCAUCUCCAAUGCAGGUUUCUCUCAGAAGUCCAAGAAAUUCAUUCCCCCUUUGAAAAGAGCAGUCGGCAAUGAUGGUUUCACACCAAAGAACACAGAUUUUCAGAUUACCAGUGAUGGAGAAAAAGAACCAGAGGGCCAGGGCGGGUGUGCCCUCUGGUCUCAGGAAGACUUCAUGAAUAAUUCCCAGGAUUCCACAAUGGUCAGCAGAGGUCGAACUGAAACCCCACAGGAGUCUGGUCAUGCGCUGGAGCAGAGACAUUUCCCUCUGGACUUCAGCCAAAGCCCACCUGUACGGAGAGGGUAAGCCAUUCAAAUAAAGCUAAUGAGUGUGUAUACUGUGCAUUCAGAAUACAUAGUAAAUGUCAGUUGCUGUCUUUUUUCUCCAAUCAUGUGACUUAUACAGAUACUAUUGUUUUGGAAUGUAAUGAGUGUAAAAAAAAUCCCUUUAUCGUAUAUUUGGCAAAGCCCCUCUAAAAUGUGAUCUUCUUUAUCAAAGAUAUGGCUGUACUAGUUACAUCAUGAUAUGUGGGAUAUUACUGCAAGCACUUAUGAUCUAUCUGCCCGUUAGUUAAAUAAUCUCUUUCUUGUUACAGUUUGUUCAAACCUCUCAUUGGUCAGGUGCUGAACAGUGGCGCAGACUUGAACAGCCGCUGCAGCCAGGCAAGACCCAGAGCACAGCAAACUUUCAACCGGGUUUCCAUGGCGACAGAGCCUCGGCUGGCGAGCCAGUCAGCAGCAGGCCCCAGCUCCCUCAGCGGUCUGGGUCCGGCUGCAGCCCGGGGACCCCCACCGCAGACACAGGACAAGGGCACCAAGAGGGCUAACAUCCUCCCCAUGACACCCCGGCCCCUUCACAUACAAGGUAGUACCGCACAGACAGAACCCAACAUGAUGUCUGUAUAUAUAUAUCUCAUAUACAUAUAUAAAUCAUAUACAUAUUGCUAUGAUGAGGUGUUGUAGCUGAAGAAUGUACUCAGAUUUAAUGGUCAUGGCAGCAGCUGUCACUGUUCGUUAGGGCUUGAUGUGGUGAAACAAGGUGAGCACUACCCAAUGCCCUCUUGGCUGUAAUGCAGACAAUUACCACUAGGGGGUGGCCAAUAUCUCCCAUUUUGACUGGAAUUGGUUUGGAUAUUGAAAUAUAAACACAUUUAUACAGAUUUUUUUUUCUUCAUAUCAGGUACUUCUGGGCCUGGGAUACUCCGACCAGUCUCUGAAAUCCGUAUCCUUUCUCACCCUUAUCACAAGUAAUUACUGCUGAAAUACAUUCAACUUUAAUUUAACGAAGUUAACAAAUCAAUUUUAGUUAGAAAAUGUUUGUAUCCUUAAUCAAAGUAUCACAGAUGCAAAAUUCAGAUCUGUCUUCAAAGAGUUCCCUUACUUCAACUACGUCCAGUCCAAAGCCCUGGAUGAUGUAAGUGUAGGCAUCUAGACUUUAUUAAAUCUUCAACCUUAUCAUCAAAACAAAAUCCGUGGCCGAUUUCUUGGAACAAAAUGCUUUUUUGCAGGUUCUUUACACGGGAAAGAACGUUGUGGCUUGUGCUCCUACUGGCUCUGGUAAGACAGUGCUCUUUGAGUUGGCCAUCAUCCGCCUACUGAUGGAAACCACAGAGCCCUGGAGAAACGUCAAAGCUGUGUAUAGUAAGUAAUGUCACAUCAAAACCACUAGUUUCUUAGUAUCCCUUUAAAAAGCAAUAGGUAAAAUGUACUAAGACAUCAACAGCCAAUCUAAAACAUCAAGAGCCAGUUAAAGCUACAGUAUGGGUUAAGCUAGCUAACAUAGUGUUCAAAAUGUAUAUGUUGUAUUUUUUAUUAAAUGAAAACUUUGCAUUAAUUUUCAUUAAUGUUGUUCUCUUCAGUGGCCCCCAUCAAAGCUCUAUGCAGCCAGCGCUUUGAGGACUGGAAGAAGAAAUUUGAGCCUCUGGGCCUGAGCUGCAAGGAGCUGACCGGAGACACAGAGAUCGACGACUUCUUUGAGAUUCAGGACGCCCAUAUCAUCAUGACCACACCUGUACGUGAAAAAUGUAUCCCAGUGUACAUGUCGCAUUAAAGCACGUCACUAGCAGUCAUUUUGUUUGUGUGUAAUAUGUAGCGGAAUGAGGUGGCUGAUCCUGUGACCAUAGCAACCAUCCAUUGAAGAACAAGCAGUCAGGAUUCCCAUGUUUCUCAUGCAAACAGGGCUUGGGUAUACAAGAAUAGAUACAUUUUUGUUUUUUAGGGCUCAUGGAUGGAUGGAUACAUUGUGUUGUAUCAAGAUAAUUCAUUAGAAGAUUCAUUAAAAAAAAACUUAAUUUAACACUUCAUUAACCCGUUCUCGAUAAAGCUCAGACACAUUUCUUUGUUCCUCCCAGGAAAAAUGGGACAGCAUGACCAGGAAGUGGAGGGAUAACUGCCUGCUGCAGUUGGUCCGGCUUUUCCUUAUUGACGAGGUCAGUGGAUAUGCCUAAGUACUUAAUGUUCUGUUAAAAAUUCCCUCAGGUAUCACUGCAACCAUAGACUUGGCCAAAUAACACUCUGAAACAGCUUGGACAGACUGAAACUUUCUUGCACAGAUUGUAAUCGAUUGUUUCUUGAUUUGUCAUUGAACUUAGUAGUGCAUAUCUGUCUAGUAUUAUGUUAUGUGUUUUAUUGACAACUAAAUAUACUCCAUCUUGGCUCUUUCUAGGUGCACGUGGUGAAGGACACUACGCGUGGAGCGACACUAGAGGUGGUGGUGAGCAGGAUGAAGGCGGUCCAUGCCUACCGUGCAGCAGAGAACCCCCAGGAGGACCUCUCCAUGAGAUUUGUGGCCGUCUCCGCCACCAUUCCAAAUGUCAAGGAUGUAAGUGGCUGAGGGGCCAAGAGGGGUGAUAGCACACUUUGGCCAUAUUCUAAUACUCUAAAGAGGCUUCCUUCACUAUAGUCCUUCUUUCCCUUUCUGAUACAUGCAUCUCCAUCAGUGGAGGCUGCUGAGGGGAGGACGGCUCAUAGCAACGGCUGGAAUGGAGUCAAUGGAAUGUUUUUUUUUUUUACAGCUGUUCUUUAAUUAUUUGCUAUUUUUAUUUUUUACUUAUCUAUUUUUUACUUUAACACUUUUUUUUUUUUUAAUUCUUAAAACUGCAUUGUUGGUUAAGGGCUUGUAAGUAAGCAUUUCACUGUAAUGUCUACACCUGUUGUAUUCGGCACAUGUGGCAAAUAAAAUUUGAUUGAUUGAUCAACCACAUGUUUGACACCAUUCCAUUCCAGCCAUUAUUAUGAGCCGUCCUCUCCUCAGCCUCCACUGAUCUCCAUAUCUUGUUAUGUUGUUCUUAUCUCCUUCAGAAAGAGUAGGGGAAUAGGAAAUAGGGAAGGAGAGGAGGAGGCUGCUUGGAAGUAUUGAUAUUUACCGAUUAUCAUUAAACAGAGCAUUUAUUUGAAGAAAUUCCCUCUCCUCACUGUGUUCAAUGGUUUGACAUGGCAGAUAGCAGACUGGCUGUGUGACAACAGAGGCCCUGCUACUUGUCUGGAGAUGGAUGAGAGUCACAGACCUGUGAAACUGAGGAAAGUAGUGCUGGGUUUCCCCUGCAGCAGCAACCAGACUGAGUUCAAGUUCGACCUGUCACUCAACUACAAGAUGGCCAACAUCAUCCAGACCUACUCGGACCAGAAACCAACCCUUGUUGUGAGGAACUCUCUUUGUGUCUCUGAAAUGUAGACAUGACCAGCACCAUAUUUGUACGUUUCAGUAAGUAUUGCCAUUGUUAAUAGCUCACACAUGGGAUUUCUUUCAAAACAGUUUUGCUCAACAAGGAAAGGAGUCCAGCAGUCAGCCACUGUUCUGGCCAAGGAUGCCAGGUUCAUCAUGAGGCUUGAGCACAAACAAAGGUUUGAGCUACUUCCCUUUUCAUUCUCUACAGAUGUACAGGUACUCAAUACAAAUGUCUUCCUGUUUAGUUAGAUCUGAUUGAAUCGUUGGAAUCCUCUGUUUGCAGGUUGAUGAAGUAUGCAAACUCUCUUCUGGACUCAAAACUCAAAGGUCGGUGGAUAAUUUAGAAUAAUUUAUAUUCCUUCUCUUCUGUAUCAUGUAGGCAAACAUUUCUCAUUGAUUUUAAAUAUAACUAUUAUUGCAUUAGAAUGUGGAAUCACUAGCCCAGUGAUUUCUCUAUUCCAGACCUGGUGACGUUUGGGGUUGGUUUCCACCACGCCGGGGUUGACGUGUCAGACAGGAAGGUGAUCGAGGAGGCCUUCACCAUGGGAGACCUGCCUGUACUGUGUAAGCAUUAUGGCCUUCAGCAUGGGAGACCUGCCUGUACUGUCUAAAGGCUCUCACACAUCGCAACAAAUGUGGAUCUAGCGUUCGUCUGUCCAUCGUUCAGCGCAAUGUGUUUUAGGGACCACGCGCUGUAGACGUCUGACUGACGAUUCUACAUGUAAAAUCGGUUUGUAAAUUAAGUUCAGAGGUGCUAAGUACUCUCGGCCAGCAAAUGCUAUUGGGGUGUCUGAGCCCUAAAGGCGUCCGCAUGCUUCCUAGCCGAAACAGUUCGUGCAUAUACAGUACCAGUCAAAAGUUUGGACAAACCUACUCAAUCCAGGGUUUUUCUUUCUUUGUACUAUUUUCUACAUUGUAGAAUAAUAGUGAAGACAUAAAAACUAUGAAACAACACAUAUGGAAUCAUGUAGUAACCAAAAAAGUGUAAAACAAAUCAAAAUAUAUUUUAUAUUUGAGAUUCUUCAAAGUAGCAACCCUUUGCCUUGAUGACAGCUUUCCACACUCUUGGCAUUCUCUCAACCAGCUUCAUGAGGUAGUCACCUGGAAUGCAUUUCAAUUAACAGGUGUGUCUUGUUAAAAGUUAAUUUGUGGAAUUUCUUUCCUGCAUUUGAGCCAAUCAGUUGUGUUGUGACAAGGUACGGGUGGUAUACAGAAGAUAGCCCUAUUUGAUAAAAUACCAAGUCCAUAUUAUGGUAAGAACUGCUCAAAUAAGCAAAGAGAAACGACAGUCCAUCAUUACUUGAAGACAUGAAGGUCAGUCAAUCCAGAAAAUGUCAAGAACUUUGAAUGUUUCUUCAAGUGCAGUCACAAAAACCAUCAAGUGCUAUGAUGAAACUGGCUCUCAUGAGGACCGCCACAGAAAAGGAAGACCCAGAGUUACCACUGCUGUAGAGGAUAAGUUCAUUAGAGUUACCAGCCUCAGAUUGCAGCCCAAAUAAACUCUUCACAGAGUUCAAGUAACAGACACAUCUCAACAUCAACUGUUCAGAGGAGACUGCGUGAAUCAGGCCUUCAUGGUCGAAUUGCUGCAAAGAAACCACUACUAAAGGACACCAAUAAGAAGAAGAGACUUGCUUGGGCCAAGAAACACGAGCAAUGGACAUUAGACCGGUGGAAAUCUGUCCUUUGGUCUGAGGAGUCCAAAUUUGAGAUUUUUGGUUCCAACCGCCGUGUCUUUGUGAGACGCAGACUAGGUGAACGGAUGAUCGCUGCAUGUGUGGUUCCCAUCGUGAAGCAUGGAGGAGGUGGUGUGGAGGUGCUUUGCUGGUGACACUGUCUGUGAUUUAUUUAGAAUUCAAGGCACACUUAACCAGCAUGGCUACCACAGCAUUCUGCAGCGAUACGCCAUCCCAUCCGGUUUGCGCUUAGUGGGACUAUCAUUUGUUUUUCAACAGUACAAUGACCCAACGCACCUCCAGGCUGUGUAAGGGCUAUUUGACCAAGAAGGAGAGUGAUGGAGUGCUGCAUCAGAUGACCUGGCCUCCAAAAUCACCCGACCUCAACCCAAUUGAGAUGGUUUGGGAUGAGUUGGACCGCAGAGUGAAGGAAAAGCAGCCAACAAGUGCUCAGCAUAUGUGGGAACUCCUUCAAGACUGUUGGUAAAGCAUUCCUCAUGAAGCUGAUUGAGAGAAUGCCAAGAGUGUGCAAAGCUGUCAUCAAGGCAAAGGGUGGCUACUUUGAAGAAUCUCAAAUAUAACAUAUAUUUUGAUUUGUUUUACACUUUUUUGGUUACUACAUGAUUCCAUAUGUGUUAUUUCAUCGUUUUGAUGUCUUCACUAUUAUUCUACAAUGUAGAAAAUAGUAGAAAUAAAGAAAAACCCUUGAAUGAGUAGAUGUGUCCAAACUUUUGACUGGUACUGUAUUAUGACGAAAUUUUGUGACGAUUUGUUCGUUUUGGACUUCGGCAAGGUUUUUUUCAGCUGUUCAGGCACACAAAAAUGUUUCUCAAGGCAAGCCGAGGUCGGUAGCUGAAGUCUACGCCCCCUCGUCGGCAAUUGGUCAACAAUUAAAUGUCUGUUGUCAUUCAACAAGAGACGACUCGUCCUCAUGCUAAUUUUUUCACUUGAGCAAUACUGCACCAAACAUCCUAGAUAGAUGCAAAAUUGCGUGACUAUCUUAGGUUACCUUUUGAAUAUUUUUAGAAAAUUAAAAUUAAAAGAUUAAUGUUAACUGCUUCAAUCCACCCUUUAUCGAUUCCCGCUAUAUAAAUCUACUCAUUGUUUUUUGUGUCUGUAUACUGCAAUUCAGAUUUUAGCUGUGAAUGUGUACAAGGUCAAAUAAACCUUUAGCUUUUAGCUGUGAAUGUGUGCAAGAUCAAAUAAAUCUUACUAUACUGUAUAUUGUAUUAUUUUACCCUUGGCUGUGGAACUUGGCUGUAGUCAAUUCACCAUUUAAAAAAAAGAAACACUAAAUGUCUUUAUACAGUGUUAAAUUAUCAAUGUUGAACUUUGGGGAAAUGUACAGUGCCUUCAGACAGUAUUCAUACCCCUUGACUUAUUCCACAUUUUGUUGUUACAGCCUGAAUUCAAAAUGGAUGAAAUCAUUUUUUUUCUCUCACCAAUCUACACACAAUUCCCCAUAAUGACAAAGUGAAAACAAGUUUUUAGAAAUGUUUGCAAAUGUAUUGAAAGUGAAAUACAUAAAUAUCUCAUUUGCAUAAGUAUUCACACUAGUGGUGCACAGGUCAGCUGUUUGUACACCUGCACCGCCUGCAAUUGCUAAUGACCCAUCCACAACCGCCCGACCCCUACAUCACCAAAGGUAUGUUGACACCUGCUCGUCGAACAACUAAUUCCAAAAUCAUGGGCAUUAAUAUGGAGUAGGUCCCCCCUUUGCUGCUAUAAAAGCCUCUACUCUUCUGGGAAGGCGUUCCACUAGAUGUUGGAACAUUGCUGUGGGGACUUGCUUCCAUUCAGCCACAAGCAUUAGUGAGGUCGGGCACUGAUGUUGGGCGAUUAGGCCUGGCCCACUCCAACACUCAGACAUCAUUUACAAAUUAUGCAUUUGUGUUUAGUGAGUCCGCCAGAUCAGAGGCAGUAGGGAUAACCACGUGUUCUCUUGAUAAGUUAGUGAAUUGGACCAUUUUCCUGUCCUGCUAAGCAUUCAAAAUGUAACGAGUACUUUUGGGUGUCAGGGAAAAAGUAAAAAGUACAUUAUUUUCUGUAGGAAUGUAGUAAAGUAAAAGUUGUCAAAAAAAUGAAUAGUAAUGUACAGAUACCCCAAAAAACUACUUAAGUAGUACUUUGAAGUAUUUUUACUUAAGUACUUUACACCACUGCACAUAACAUAGCCGGCACUGCUAUAAUCCUCUUUUACCACUUCACCAAAUCUUUUCCAAACAUGACUUUUCUGGCCCUCCCUUCUCUUUAUUUUCAACUCUCCUUUCGCAGCUUUUGUCUUAUUGAAUUCAACUUCGACAAUGUCGUUUUUGCCUCUGUGGAUUGAUGUUAACUUUUUCUGUCCGUUCCCAAAAGCAUUAUUUGGCGCGUGUACAGUUAAGCUCUAAGGUUUAGGCUUAUGCACUAAUACCAGAUAGCCUAAAAUAAUGAAAGACAAACCUCGGUGUUGCCUAUAUAAAUUGCACAAGAAUUAUAGAUUUUUCAAGGUAUUGUUUAUUUUUAUUGAACCUGCCUGGCACCCACCCGCCCUUCAGCAAUAUUGAAUGACCCUAAACCCAUCCACACCUCAGGGACUGCAGGUUAUGAGUCAACCCGCGCAUCACUAAAAGGCACCCUUUUGCUAUGAUACUCCAAAUUAACUCAGGAGAUGUCACUACAACUUGAUUGGAGUCCACCUGUGGCCAAUUCAAUUGUUUGGAUAUGGUUUAGAAAGAAACACACACCUGUCUAUAUUUUUACAUUUUAGUCAUUUAGCAGACGGUCUUAUCCACAGCAACUUACAGUUAGUGAGUGCAUACAUUUUCAUAUUUUUCCUGUACUGGUCCACCAUGGGAAUCGAACCCACAACCCUGGCGUUGCAAGCACCAUGCUCUACCAACUGAGCCACACGGGACCCAUAGGUGAUAGUGCAUGUCAGAGAAGAAACUAUACCAUGAAGUCCAAGGAACUGUCCAUAGAUCUCAGCUAUAUAAUUGUGAUGAGGCAUAUAUCUGUGGAAGGGUAUACAGUGCCUUGCAAAAGUAUUCCCCCUUGGCGUUUUUCCUAUUUUGUUGCAUUACAACCUGUAAUUUAAAUGGAUUUUUAUUUGGAUUUCAUGUAAUGGACAUACACAAAAUAGUCCAAAUUGGUGAAGUUAAAUGAAAAAAAUAACUUGUUUCAAAAAAUUCUAAAAAAUAAAUAACGGUAAAGUGGGGCGUGCAUAUGUAUUCACUUUGCUAUGAAGCCCCUAUAUAAGAUCUGUUGCAACCAAUUACCUUCAGAAGUUACAUAAUUAGUUAAAUAAAGUCCACCUGUGUGCAAUCUAAGUGUCACAUGAUCUCAGUAAAUAUACACCUGUUCUGAAAGGCCCCAGAGUCUGCAACACCACUAAGCAAGGGGCACCACAUUUUAGUCAUUUAGCAGACGCUCUUAUCCAGAGCAACUUAGUUAGUGAGUGCAUACAUUUUCAUACUGGCCCCCCGUGGGAAUCGAACCCACAACCCUGGCGUUGCAUUCGCCAUGCUCUACCAACUGAGCUACACGGCACCAUGAAGACCAAGGAGCUCUCCAAACAGGUCAGAGACAAAGUUGUGGAGAAGUACAGAUCAGGGUUGGGUUAUAAAAAAAUAUCAAAAACUUUGAACAUCCCACGGAGCACCAUUUAAAUCCAUUAUUAAAAAAUGUAAAGAAUAUGGCACCACAACAAACCUGCCAAGAGAGGGCCGCCCACCAAAACUCACGGACCAGGCAAGGAGGGCAUUAAUCAGAGAGGCAACAAAGAGACCACAGAUAACCCUGAAGGAGCUGCAAAGCUCCACAGCGGAGAUUGGAGUAUCUGUCCAUAGGACCACUUUAAGCCGUACACUCCACAGAGCUGGGCUUUAUGGAAGAGUGGCCAGAAAAAAGACAUUGCUUAAAGAAAAAAAUAAGCAAACACGUUUGGUGUUCACCAAAAGGCAUGUGGGAGACUCCCCAAACAUAUGGAAGAAGGUAGUCUGGUCAGAUGAGACUAAAAUUUAGCUUUUUGGCCAUCAAGGAAAACGUUAUGUCUGACGCAAACCCAACACCUCUCAUCACCCCGAGAACACCAUCCACACAGUGAAGCAUGGUGGUGGCAGCAUCAUGCUAUGGGGAUGCUUUUCAGCAGCAGGGACUGGGAGACUGGUAAGGAUCGAGGGAACAAUGAAUGGAGCCAAAUACAGGGAACUCCUUGAUGAGAACCUGCUUCAGAGUGCAAACGACCUUGGACUGGGGCGAAGAUUUACGUUCCAACAGGACAAUGACCCCAAGCCAAAGCAACCCUGGAAUGGCUUCAGAACAAGAAUGUGAAAGUCCUUGAGUGGCCCAGACUUGAAUCCCAUUGAAAAUCUGUGCAAAGACUUGAAGAUUGCUGUUCACUGCCAAUCCCCAUCUAAUUUAACAGAGCUUGAGAAAAUCUGGAAGAAUGUGCAAAGCUGACACAGACAUACCCAAAGGUAUCGCCGGCAAAGGUGCUUCUACAAAGUAUUGACUCGGGGGUGUGAAUACUUAUGUAAAUUAGAUAUUUAUGUAUUUCAUUUUAAAUACAUUUGCCAAAAAAAUCAAUAAAUAAUGUUUUCACUUGUCAUUAUGGGGUAUUGUGUAUAGAUGGGUGAGUGGGAAAAAUAUCAAUUUAAUUCAUUUUGAAUUCAGGCUGUCAAGGGGUAUGAAUACUUUCUGAAGGCACUGUAUGUGGUUUUCUUAGUUACAACCAGUACUCUGGCGAUGGGGGUGAACCUGCCAGCCCACCUGGUGGUGAUCAAGUCCACCAUGCACUACAUCGGGGGCGCCUGCAAGGAGUACAGCGACGCCGACAUGCUGCAGAUGAUUGGCCGAGCAGGCCGGCCACAGGUACGGAUUACAGACAUGCCCUCUAGUCCCAGCAUGCUUAGCACCACAGGGUACAAAUCCUAGUCCAAAACCAGCUCCUAUCCAGCGGGCAAAACUAGUUGAAAUGAGAUAAUUACAACCAGUGUUCUAUUCAUUAUGACAUCAUUUCUACUAGUUUUGCCUGAUUUGUAGCCAGUGCCCAUUCUGUAUUUUCAUAUCUGAAUGCAUUGGAUAAGAAAAUGAGCCAUAGUUUUUGCAAAAGUAUUCAGACCCCUUUCUUCACAUUUUGUGUUACAAAGUGGGAUUAAAAUCGAUUUAAUUGUCAUUUUCUGUCAACAAUCUACACAAAAUACACUAAUGUCAAAGUGGAAUAAACAUUUGAACAUUUUUGAAAUAUUAAUAAAAAAUGUAUAACUACAAUAUAGCCGUUGCAUAAGUAUUCAGCUUCCUGAGUCAAUACACGUUAGAAACACCUUUGGCAUCGAUUACAGCUGUGAGUCUUCUUGGGUAAGUCUAUAAGAGCUUUGCACACCUGGAUUGUGCAAUAUUUGCCCAUUAUUCUUUUCAAAAUCCUUCAAGCUCUGUCAAAACUAACUUGGCCACUCAGGAACAUUCACUGUCUUCUUGGUAAGCAACUCCAGUGUAGAUUUGGCCUUAUGUUGUAAGUUAUUGUCCUGCUGAAAGGUGAAUUCCUCUCCCAGUUUCUGGUGUAAAGCAGACUGAAGCAGGUUUUCCUAGAGGAUUUUGCCUGUGCAUAGCUCCAUCCUGUUUAUUUUUAUUCUGAAAAACUCCCCAGUAUUUGCCGAUGUCAAGUAUACCCAUACCAUGAUGCAGCCACUACCAUGCUCGAAAAUAAGGGGGCAGUUACUCAGUGAUGUGUUGUGUUGGAUUUGCCCCAAACAUAAGGCUCUGCAUUUAGACCAAAAAGUGUAUUGCUUUGCAGAUUUUUUGCAGGAUUACUUUAGUGACUUGUUGCAUACAAGAUGCAGGUUUUGGAAUAUUCUGUAUAUUUGUAUUCUUCUUUUCACUCUGUCAUUUAGGUCAUUAUUGUGGAGUCACUACAAUGUUGUUGAUCCAUCAUCAUUUGAACUCACUAGAUGUUUUAAAAUCACUAAUGGCCUCAUUGUAACAUCCCUGAGCAGUUUCAUUCCUGUCCUGCAGCUCAGUUCAGAAAGACGACUGUAUCUUUGAUGUGUCUUGGUGGUUUAAUAUAUAAUCCACAGCAUAAUUAUUAACUUGACCAUGCUUAAACAGAUAUUCAAUGUCUGAUUUGUUAUUGUUACCCAUCUACCAAUCACUGCCCUUCUUUAUAAGGCUUUCGAAAAGCUCCCUGGUCUUUGUAUAUUUAAUCUGUGCUUGAAAUUCAAUACUUGACUGAGGGACCUUACAGAUGUAUGUAUGGGGAACAGAGGAAGGGGUGGUCAUUAAAAAAUCAUGUCAACCCCUAUUAUUUCACACAGAGUGAGUCCAUGUAACUUAUUAUGUGAUUUGUUGAGCCAAAUGUUACUCCUGAACUAAUUUAGGCUUGCCUAACCAAAGGGGCUGAACACUUAAGCAGCGACUAUAUUUUAGUUAUGAAUUUUUUAUUUAUAAAAAUAUAUAUACAGUACCAGUCAAAAGUAUGGACACACCUACUCAUUCAAGGGUUUUUCUUUAUUUUUACUAUUUUCUACAUUGUAGAAUAAUAGUGAAGACAUCACAACUAUGAAAUAACACAUAUGGAAUCAUGUAGUUACCAAUAAAGUGUUAAACAAAUCAAAAUAUAUUUUAUAUUUGAGAUUCUUCAAAGUAGCCACCCUUUGCCUUGAUGACAGCUUUGCACACUCUUGGCAUUAUCUCAACCAGCUUCACCUGGAAUGCUUUUCCAACAGUCUUGAAGGAGUUCCCACAUAUGCUGAGCACUUGUUGGCUGCUUUUCCUUCACUCUGCGGUCCAACUCAUCCCAAACCAUCUCAAUUAGGUUGAGGUCGGGUGAUUGUGGAGGCCAGGUCAUCUGAUCCAUCACUCUCCUUCUUGGUAAAAUAGCCCAUACACAGCCUGGAGGUGCGUUGGGUCAUUGUCCUGUUAAAAAACAAAUGAUAGUCCCACUAAGCGCAAACCAGAUGGGAUGGCGUAUCGCUACAGAAUGCUGAGGUAAUGCUGGUUAAGUGUGCCUUGAAUUCUAAAUAAAUCACAGACAGUGUCACCAGCAAAGCACCAUCACACCUCCUCCUCCAUGCUUCACGGUGGGAACCACACAUACGGCGAUUAUCCGUUUACCUACUCUGCGUCUCACAAAGACACGGUGGUUGGACUCAUCAGACCAAAGGACAGAUUCCCUCUGGUCUAAUGUCCAUUGCUCGUGUUUCUUGGCCCAAGCAAGUCUCUUCUUCUUAUUGGUGUAUUUAGUAGUGGUUUCUUUGCAGCAAUUCGACCAUGAAGGCCUGAUUCACGCAGUCUCCUCUGAACAGUUGAUGUUGAGAUGUGUCUGUUACUUGAACUCUGUGAAGCAUUUAUUUGGGCUGCAAUUUCUGAGGCUGGUAACUCUAAUUAACUUAUCCUCUGCAGCAGAGGUCUUCCUGUCCUGUGGCGGUCCUCAUGAGAGCCAGUUUCAUCAUAGCGCUUGAUGGUUUUUGCAACUGCACUUGAAGAAACUUUCAAAGUUCUUUAAAUUUUCCGGAUUGACUGACCUUCAUGUCUUCAAGUAAUGAUGGACUGUCGUUUCUCUUUGCUUAUUUGAGCUGUUCUUGCCAUAAUAUGGACUUGGUAUUUUACCAAAUAGGGGUAUCUUCUCUAUACCACCCCUACCUUGUCACAACACAACUGAUUGGCUCAAACUUUUAACAAGGCACACCGGUUAAUUGAAAUGCAUUCCAGGUGACUACCUCAUGAAGCUGGUUGAGAGACUGCCAAGAGUGUGCAAAGCAGUCAUCAAGGCAAAGGGUGGCUACUUUGAAGAAUCUCAAAUAUAACAUUUUUUGAUUUGUUUAACACUUUUUUGGUUACUACAUGAUUCCAUAUGUAUUAUUUAAUCGUUUUGAUGUCUUCACUAUUAUUCUACAAUGUAGAAAAUUGUAACAAAAUAAAGAAAAACCCUUGAAUGAGUAGGUGUGUCCAAACUUUUGACUAGUACUGUAUAUAAAUGUUUUCUUCCACAUUGACAUUAGAGUAUUUUGUGUAGAUUGUUGACAAAAAUUACAAUGAAAUUGAUUUUAAUCCCACUUUGUAACACAAUAAAAUGUGAAGAAAUCCAAGGGGUCUGAAUACUUUUGCAAGGCACUGUAUCCAUGGCAGCAGUGUCACUGAAAGUGGACGGUCCAUUUAUUUGAUGUAAGGCUUUGACUUUUAUUUUUUUUCCUCUCCAGUUUGAUACAUCAGCGACCGCAGUGAUCAUGACCAAGACUCACACCAAAGACAAGUACAUGCAGUUCAUGAAUGGGGCAGAAAUCAUUGAGAGCAGGUAUGGUGAUGGGUUACUUCUACAGUGUCAAAGUUCCCCAACACUUGUUUCAGAGUGUAGCUUAUAUGAUUUGAUUUGGUUUUACAUUCAUUUGUAUGAUACAGUACAUUGUGAUGAUGAUUGUUUGACCACAUAGACCGGUACCUUUCUUUAAAUCUCUGUUUGAUUUCAUACACUUUAUGUGAUUCACAUUGAGGUUGAAGUAUUUUUGUCCUCCUCCUCAGCUUGCACACCCACCUUGUGGAGCACCUGAACGCUGAGAUCGUCCUCCACACCAUCUCAGACGUCAACAUGGCCCUGGACUGGAUCCGCUCCACCUUCCUCUACAUCAGAGCCCUGAAGAACCCCAAACACUACGGUAAGUACACACAGACUGGACAUCACCCAGUCAUUAUUAGCAUUAGCCAGCAUUGUUAGCAUGGAUGCUAGUCUAUUUCAGCGCAAGUCAACUUCAUCGUUAGCAUGGAUACUAGUCUAUUUCAGCACAAGUCAGCUAUAUCGUUAGCAUGGAUGCUAGGCUAUUUCAGUAUUAACCAUUUAGAUUGUUAGUAUGGGUGUUUGGCUAUUUCAGCACUAGUCAACUACAUAGUUAGCAUGGAUGCUAGGCUAUUUCAAUAUUAACCAGUUAGAUUGUUAGCAUGGAUGAUAGGCUAUUUCAAUAUUAACCAUUUAGAUUGUUAGCAUGGAUGCUAAGCUUUUUCAGUGUUAACAGUUAGAUUGUUAGCAUGGAUGCUAGCUUAUUACAGUACAGUUAAUAGCAUGUACAGUGGCUUGCGAAAAUAUUCACCCCCAUUGGCAUUUUUCCUAUUUUAGUUGCCUGACAACCUGGAAUUAAAAUGGAUUUUGGGGGGGUUUGUAUCAUUUGAUUUACACAACAUGCCUACCACUUUGAAGAUGCAAAAUAUUUUUUGGGGUGAAACAAACAAGAAAUAAGACCAAAAAAACUGAACUUGAGCGUGCAUAACUAUUCACCCCCCCCCAAAGUCAAUACUUUGUAGAGCCACCUUUUGCAGCAAUUACAGCUGCAAGUCUCUUGGGGUAUCUCUACAAGCUUGGCACAUCUAGCCACUGGGAUUUUUGCCCAUUCUUCAAGGCAAAACUGCUCCAACUCCUUCAAGUUGGAUGGGUUCCGCUUGUGUACAGCAAUCUUUAAGUCAUACCACAGAUUCUCAAUUGGAUUGAGGUCUGGGCUUUGACUAGGCCAUUCCAAGACAUUUAAAUGUUUCCCCUUAAACCACUUGAGUGUUGCUUUAGCAGUAUGCUUAGGCUCAUUGUCCUGCUGGAAGGUGAACCUCCGUCCCAGUCUGAAAUCUCUGGAAGACUGAAACAGGUUUCCCUCAAGAAUUUCCCUGUAUUUAGCGCCAUCCAUCAUUCCUUCAAUUCUGACCAGUCUCCUAGUCCCUGCUGCUGAAAAGCAUCCCCAUAGCAUGAUGCUGCCACCACCAUGCUUCACUGUGGGGAUGGUGUUCUCGGGGUGAUGAGAGGUGUUGGGUUUGCGCCAGACAUAGCGUUUUCUUUGAUGUCCAAAAAGCUCAAUUUUAGUCUCAUCUGACCAGAGUACCUUCUUCCAUAUGUUUGGGGAGUCGCCUUUUGGCAAACACCAUACAUGUUUGCUUAUUUUUUUCUUUAAGCAAUGGCUUUUUUCUGGCAACUCUUCCGUAAAGCCCAGUUCUGUGGAGUGUACGGUUUAAAGUGGUCCUAUAGACAGAUACUCUAAUCUCCGCUGUGGAGCUUUGCAGCUCCUUCAGGGUUAUCUUUGGUCUCUUUGUUGCCUCUCUGAUUAAUGCCCUCCUUGCCUGGUCUGUGAGUUUUGGUGGGCGGCCCUCUCUUGGCAGGUUUGUUGUGGUGCCAUAUUCUUUCCAUUUUUUAAUAGUGGAUUUAAUGGUGCUCCGUGGGGUGUUCAAAGUUUCUGAUAUUUUUUUAUAACCCAACCCUGAUCUGUACUUCUCCACAACUUUGUCCCUGACCUGUUUGGAGAGCUCCUUGGUCUUCAUGGUGCCGCUUGCUUGGUGGUGCCCCUUGCUUAGUGGUGUUGCAAACUCUGGGGCCUUUCAGAACAGGUGUAUAUAUACUGAGAUCAUGUGACAGAUCAUGUGACACUUAGAUUUCACACAGGUGGACAUUAUUUAACUAAUUAUGUGACUUCUGAAGGUAAUUGGUUGCACCAGAUCUUAUUUAGGGGCUUCAUAGCAAAAGGGGUGAAUACAUAUGCACGCACCACUUUUCCGUUAUUUAUUUUUUAGAAUUAUUUGAAACAAGUUAUUUUUUUCAUUUCACUUCACCAAUUUGGACUAUUUUGUGUAUAUCCAUUACAUUAAAUCCAAAUAAAAAUCCAUUUAAAUUACAGGUUGGAAUGCAACAAAAUAGGAAAAACGCCAAGGGGGAUGAAUACUUUUGCAAGGCACUGUACUUAGAAUAUCUCACAACAUUCUUACAACAGUUUCUCAAACGACAUAGAGACAUAAAUGUUAUAGACAUACAUUGGCACAUCAUACAUGAGUAAACAACUGUCCAUACUUUUUAUUGCAGGUUUUUCCACUGACUUGGACCAAUGUGGGAUCGAAGCCAAAUUGCAAGGUGUGGCAUUCCUGUGUUUUCUUUGUUAAUAUGGACUUCAUAUCUGAAAACACAGAAUAUCUCUAUCAUGAUAGCGUUUGUGUAGUAACUAACUGUAUUAUGUCUCUCCAUACUCUCUGCUCCAGAGCUCUGUCUGAAGAACCUGAACUCCCUGGCCUCCAUUGGUCUGGUCUCCAUGGAUGAGGACGUCAACAUCAAAGCUACAGGUUGAGAGAGGCAACCCAUUUUGGGUUUUGCGUGGCUACUAUGGCCUUUUACUGUUUGUUUCAUUAGUAAUCAUCAGAAGUGUACAACAACUAACUAACAAACCCCCGUACAUGUUUGGUGUUAUUCAAUACAGAUGGAUAUCUCCUACAUUUGCUUUCCAGCAUCCCAAAGCCAUUCAACUCAAGUCUGUUCUCUUCUUGACAUGUGUAAUUGUGGACAUCCCCUACAGAGGCAGGCAGGUUGAUGGCCAGGUACUGUGUGGCAUUUGACACAAUGAAGCAGUUCAGCAAGGUGGCUGGCACUGAGACCUUACCUGAGCUGGUAGGUGUACAGUAACACUGUAGCAUCUCUCAUAUGCACUUACACAGUUUUUUAUUGAGUUUCUGUAUUGUGUUGUUUGUGGCGUUUGUGUUGUUUGUUACAUAGGAAAUUAAAAUAGAUGAGUUGAGUAGAUUUUGUAUUGAGAAUCCCACUGAAAUGGAAGCUGUCUCUUCUUCACACAGAUAGAAUUGAUGGCGAAGGGCAGAGAGUUCACUGACGUGCAGCUGAGAGUGAACGAGAAGAGAACCCUGAACACAUUGAACAAGGACAAGAACAGGAUUACCAUCAGGUUAAAGUACAAUCCAUUGAUACAUUGUAAGAAGAGGUGAAGUGACAUGCAAAAAACUGUAAAUGGUCAUAUCUGGGCUUUUUAUCUCCAGGUAUCCCAUGGAGGGAAAGAUCAAAAACAAUGAGAUGAAGGUGAACUGGUAAGUCAAGCAGAGGCCCGUACAGUGUACCAGCAUGAGAAGAUGGAGGAUGACAUUGAUGCCACCAUGUAUUCUCUUUGAGUGAAUCUCAAAUGUCUUUCCUUGAACUUCGGCACUUUUCCUCUAUACUCGUCUUCCACCUCAGCUUGAUUCAGGCCCAGUUUGGCUCCAUUCCAGUCCAAGAGUUUGGACUCACACAAGACACCGGUAGAAUCUUCCGGAAUGGAGUCCGAAUCAGCAGAUGUAAGUCAUCAAUCACUUCACAUUUUGAUAGUAGAAGAUGGUUCGCAGUGAGCCUUGUCUGAUAAGCAAGCUUCCUUUGAAAAAAACACUCUUUGAUCCAAGAUGUGUUUUGAUUCCAAACCAGGUUUGGCAGAGUUUCUAAACCAGCGCUCCAAGACAGGCUUCUCUGCUCUGCUCAACUCCCUGAUACUGGCCAAGUGCUUCAGGGCAAAGCUGUGGGAGAACUCUCCUUACGUCUCAAAGCAGCUGGAGAAAAUAGGUAGAAAACGGUCAAUGAAUACAGAAUGUGUACGCAAAACAUACUGUCAACGCAUGUAGAAAGUUAGUAGUUAAUGGUUGUCCUGCUGUUACUAUGUUCAGAGACCCUUUUUAAGAAAUCCAUUGACCAACUGAUUUAUUCCUAGACAAAUUAAAGUAGUACAGUAGCUGUAACCAUAGAAAUAUAAUGACUCUAUAAUGGUCCCGUGUGGCUCAGUUGGUAAAGCACGGUGCUUGCAAUGCUAGGGUCGUGGGUUUGAUUCCCGCGGGGGACCAGUACGAAAAUGUAUGCACUCACUACCGUAAGUCGCUCUGGAUAAGAGCGUCUUCUAAAUGACAUUUCUUUAUUUCAUUUUUUUGUUUUCACCUUUAUUUAACCAGGUAAACCAGUUGAGAACAAGUUCUCAUUUACAACUGCGACCUGGUCAAGAUAUAGCAAAGCAGUGCGAUAAAAACAACAACACAGAGUUACAUAUGGGGUAAACAAAACAUAUAGUCAAAAAUACAACAGAAAAUGUAUAUACAGUGUGUGCGAAUGUAGUAAGUUAUGGAGGUAAGGCAAUAAAUAAAUAGGCCAUAGUGCAAAAAUAGUUACCAUUUCGUAAUUAACACUGGAAUGAUAGAUGUGCAAAAGAUGAGCAGUUCGUUCCAGUCAUUGGCAGCAGAGAACUGGAAGGAAUGGCGGCCAAAGGAGAUGUUGGCUUUGGGGAUGACCAGUGAGAUAUACCUGCUGGAGCGCAGACUACGGGUGGGUGUUGCUAUGGUGACCAGUGAGCUAAGAUAAGACGGGGAUUUGCCUAGCAGUGAUUUAUAGAUGACCUGGAGCCAGUGGGUUUGACAACGAAUAUAUGUAGUGAGGGCCAGCCAACAAGAGCGUACAGGUCACAACGGUGGGUAGUAUAUGGGGCUUUGGUGACAAAACGGAUGGCACUGUGAUAGACUAUAUCCAAUUUGCUGAGUAGAGUGUUGGAGGCUAUUUUGUAAAUGACAUCGCCGAAGUCAAGGAUCGGUAGGAUAGUCAGUUUUACGAGGGCAUGUUUAGCAGCAUGAGUGAAGGAGGCUUUGUUGCGAAAUAGGAAGCCGAUUCUAGAGCCGAUUUUAAUGUAAUAAUGAGGCUGAUUUAAAAUGAUAAAUGAGACUCUAUUCAUAAUAUAAUGAUAUAUGUCUGUAACGGCACAGAUAAUCUGUUCCAGGGUUGACUCUGUCAGCAGCCAUGGUGAACGCUGGGCUCACCACCUUCAAUAAGAUAGAGCAGACCAACGCCAGGGAGCUGGAGCUGGUGAGCAUACAGCAUCUGUAGAUGACUAUAACAAACAAAGUCAUUCAUUUAAACACCACGUUGUUUCAAAAAUCUCCAUGGUUUAUUGACAUACCCGCUGAAACAAACAUGCACUUCCAUGGCUUUCAAUCAAAUCAGUCUUUCAAAUGUUAUUCAUAAAGCCCCUUUCUACGUCAACAGUCAUCACAAUGUGCUUUCACAUACAAUAAAAUCAAAUAUUUGUUGUCUAGAUCGUCAACAGACAUCCUCCAUUUGGAAACCAAAUCAGAGAGGCUAUCAUCAAUCUGCCUAAGUAUGAAGUUCGUUUGGAGCAGGUAAAAACCAUUGCUUUGGUAGAAUUUUUGUUAGAACGGAAAAAAGGUGAUCAAGAUUAAUCAUUGUAGCAAUAUUUGGUAUCGGGAUGUAACAGAAUAUUUUCCCACACAUAUAUCAUUUAAUAUCACGGCUGCGUAUAUUUCCAUUUCUAACCAAUUAAUACAUCUCCCCAACAACCUUUAAUUUCAUUUUUAUUUAUCACGUUUUAGCUUCCAAGAUACAACGUCGCCACCGCAGAGAUUGUCGUGACUGUGAACGUGAAGAACCAUGAACAGCUGCUGUCAAAGAGAACUGCUCCUGACCACCACUAUGUCACCAUGAUCAUCGGGGACUGUGACAACAACGUGGUCUUCCUGCAAAAACUCACGUAAGACAAGGAGGACUGACAUUUUGAGUAACACACCGACACACGCACAGCCUGAUACAUGCAUAGAGACACACUUUAUCUAAAGCUUGCAGGUAGAGACACCUUGUUAAAAGCGUAUUAUAAGAUGUUUUAAAGGCUCAUACAUGGUUAUAACAAGUUAUAAAGCAUUAUACCUGCAGGCAGGGUUCUCCAACUGGAGGCCCGCGGGUGGUUUUAUUUGGCCCCCCAAGUUUUCGGAGCAAAGAAAUUCUCUAAAAAUAAAAAAAUAAAUAUAUAUAUAUAUAUAUAUAUAUAUAUAUAUAUAUAUAUAUAUAUAUAUAUAUAUAUAUUGCUCAAAAAAAAUUAAGAGAACCCUAAAAUAACACAUCCUAGAUCUGAAUGAAUGAAAUAAUCUUAUUAAAUACUUUUUUCUUUACAUAGUUGAAUGUGCUGACAACAAAAUCACACAAAAAUUAUCAAUGGAAAUCAAAUGUAUCAACCCAUGGAGGUCUGGAUUUGGAGUCACCCUCAAAAUUAAAGUGGAAAACCACACUACAGGCUGAUCCAACUUUGAUGUAAUGUCCUUAAAACAAGUCAAAAUGAGGCUCAGUAGUGUGUGUGGCCUCCACGUGCCUGUAUGACCUCCCUACAACGCCUGGGCAUGCUCCUGAUGAGGUGGUGGAUGGUCUCCUGAGGGAUCUCCUCCCAGACCUGGACUAAAGCAUCCGCCAACUCCUGGACAGUCUGUGGUGCAACGUGGCGUUGGUGGAUGGAGCGAGACAUGAUGUCCCAGAUGUGCUCAAUUGGAUUCAGGUCUGGGGAACGGGCGGCCCAGUCCAUAGCAUCAAUGCCUUCCUCUUGCAGGAACUGCUGAUACACUCCAGCCACAUGAGGUCAAGCAUUGUCUUGCAUUAGGAGGAACCCAGGGCCAACCGCACCAGCAUAUGGUCUCACAAGGGGUCUGAGGAUCUCAUCUCGGGACCUAAUGGCAGUCAGGCUACCUCUGGCGAGCACAUGGAGGGCUGUGCGGACCCCCAAAGAAAUGCCACCCCACACCAUGACUGACCCACCGCAAAACCGGUCAUGCUGGAGGAUGUUGCAGGCAGCAGAACGGCGUCUCCAGACUCUGUCACAUCUGUCACAUGUGCUCAGUGUGAACCUGCUUUCAUCUGUGAAGAGCACAGGGCGCCAGUGGCAAAUUUGCCAAUUUUGGUGUUCUCUGGCAAAUGCCAAACGUCCUGCACGGUGUUGGGCUGUAAGCACAACCCCCACCUGUGGACGUCGGGCCCUCAUACCACCCUCAUGGAGUCUGUUUCUGACCGUUUGAGCAGACACAUGCACAUUUGUGGCCUGCUGGAGGUCAUUUUGCAGGGCUCUGGCAGUGCUCCUCCUGCUCCUCCUUGCACAAAGGCGGAGGUAGCAGUCCUGCUGCUGGGUUGUUGCACUCCUACGGCCUCCUCCACGUCUCCUGAUGUACUGGCCUGUCUCCUGGUAGCGCCUCCAUGCUCUGGACACUACGCUGACAGACACAGCAAACCUUCUUGCCACAGCUCGCAUUGAUGUGCCAUCCUGGAUGAGCUGCACUACCUGAGCCGCUUGUGUGGGUUGUAGACUCCGUCUCAUGCUACCACUAGAGUGAAAGCACCGCCAGCAUUCAAAAGUGACCAAAACAUCAGCCAGGAAGCAUAGGAACUGAGAAGUGGUCUGUGGUCACCACCUGCAAAACCAGUCCUUUAUUGGGGGGUGUCUUGCUAAUUGCCUAUAAUUUCCACCUGUUGUCUAUUCCAUUUGCACAACAGCAUGUGAAAUUUAUUGUCAAUCAGUGUUGCUUCCUAAGUGGACAGUUUGAUUUCACAGAAGUGUGAUUGACUUGGAGUUACAUUGUGUUGUUUAAGUGUUCCCUUUAUUUUUUUGAGCAGUAUAUAUAUAUAUAUAUAUAUAUAUAUAUAUAUAUAUACACACACUCACAUCUGCUCUCAAUGAUUUCUGCCCCAUUCAUGAACUGCAUGUACUUGUCUUUGGUGUGAGUUUCAGUCAUGAUCACUGCGGUCGCUGACGUAUCAAGCUGGAGAGGAAAACAAUUCUGAGUCAAAGCCUUACAUCAAAUCAAUGGACCGUCCACUUUCAGUGACACUGCUGCCAUGGAUACAGUGCCUUGUAAAAGUAUUCAGACCCCUUGGAUUUCUUCACAUUUUAUUGUGUUACAAAGUGGGAUUAAAAUCGAUUUCAUUGUAAUUUUUGUCAACAAUUAAUGUCAAAGUGGAAGAAAACAUUUAUAUACAGUACCAGUCAAAAGUUUGGACACACCUACUCAAUAAAGGGUUUUUCUUUAUUUUUACUAUUUUCUACAUUGUAGAAUAAUAGUGAAGACAUCAAAAACUAUGAAAUAACACACGGAAUCAUGUAGUAACCAAAAAAGUGUUAAACAAAUAAAAAUAUAUUUUAUAUUUUAGAUUCUUCAAAUAGCCACCCUUUGCCUUGAUGACAGCUUUGCACACUCUUGGCAUUCUCUCAACCAGCUUCAUCUGGAAUGCUUUUCCAACAGUCUUGAAGGAGUUCCCACAUAUGCUGAGCACUUGUUGACUGCUUUUCCUUCACUCUGCGGUCCAACUCAUCCCAAACCAUCUCAAUUUGGUUGAGGUCGAAGGAUUGUGGAGGCCAGGUCAUCUGAUGCAGCAUUCCAUCACUCAAGAAAAACCCUUGAAUGAGUAGGUGUUCUAAAACUUUUGACCGGUAGUGUGUAUAUAUAUAUAUAUAUAUAUAAUUUAUUUUUUAUUUUUUAAUUAAUUUUCAUUGUUGGACAUAAGACUGUAAAAACACCAGGAAAUGAGCUGCAAGUGAUUUUAAUUUAAGAAAUCUGGUCAGAGUAUUCCCACCCAUAAUAGAGACGUGAUCAUAUACAAAUGUAAGCAAGGUUUGAAAUGAUUAUGUUUUAGUCAAACAUUAUAUCUGUUUGGGAUUCAUGAGUCAAUUUGCGGUCUACAAAUUAUUUGUAAUUAUAAACUGGGUCGUUCGAGCCCUGAAUGCUGAUUGGCUGACAGCCGUGGUAUAUCAGACUGUAUACCACGGGUAUGACAAAACAUUUGUUUUUACUGCUCUAAUUACGUUGGUAACCAGUUUAUAAUAGCAAUAAGGCACCUCCGAGGUUUGUGGUAUAUGGCCAAUAUCCCACAGCUAAGGGCUGUAUCCAGGCACUCCGCGUUGCGUCGUGCAAAAGAACAGCCCUUAGCCGUGGUAUAUUGGCCAUAUACCACACCCCCUCUGGCCUUAUUGCUUAAUUAUGUUCCGGACCCCCGACCAUCCGCUCAAGAAAACAAAUCGACCCACGGCUGAAUCUAGUUGAUGAUCCCUGCCUGCAGGCUUUAGGUAAAGUGUUACCAUCAUACACUCAUACAGGGAAAACAGUGAAAGAAAGAGAGCAAAAGAGAGGGAGAGAAUGAUGAAAGGGGGGACUGUGUUGUGUGUUCGUCCAGAGACUUGAUGCUGUUGAAGUCAGGAAGCUGGUCAAAGAAGAUCGAAGUGGCGAAAGCCUCCAAAGGAGAGGAGAUAAACGUGAAUCUGGUCAGCUCAGAAUACGGUCAGGCGGCUAACUAUCAUGACAUUUUUCUCUCACUUUUAGUAUAGAUUUGUGUUAAAAUAUAUUUGUACAAACUACUUCAAACUUGUAAAAGGCAGUUUAAGUCGAGUGGAAUUGUUUGAGUGAGAUUUAUGAAAAGUAAGAAUAUAUUCUAUUAACUACAUUGAGAUCUUCCUCUCUUCAGUGGGGUUGGACAUUCAACAGAAGUUUAGUGCCUUCUUCUCUGGACCGAAGAGGUACGGAGCUGAAUCACUCACACCUGAGCAACAUAACACCGUGCAGCGAGCACAGGCUAACACUCAGAGAUCACAGGGUGCAACACAGAGAACACAGCCAACAGAUCAGCAAACACAGAAGAGAAACUCAUCAUCCACAUGUGCCACAGAAAAGGGUAGGCUGAUUUAAUACCUUACAUUAGUAUGCUUUGAGCUAUUGCUAAGUUGUACUUGCAGACUCACAGGACUGUUGUUGUUUUUUAACCCAACUUCCAUAAUCUUUUUUUCCUCACUGAAAUACAGGUUCCUCACAACCAGAUCCAGGCAAAAAACAAUGUAACCACUUCUGCAAAAACAAGGAUCAAUGUGGCCACGACUGCUGUGAGUCGAGUUUUUGUCUCCAUUCCAUUGCUCAAUUGACACUUAGAAUCAUUGAAAUUGUUGAUUCACAAAUGAUUACAUUGUAUUUUCAAUGUCCUCCUAUCUAUGUUUCCCAGGUAAAAAUGGAGUGCCGGGGGUUCUGAAAAGGCAGAUGAAUCAGCAUUCGAGUUUCUCCUCCUACCUCCAAGACCUGAAGACCAGGAGUGACUCACUGACGGAGACACCAGUCAAACGCCUCAAGGUGGGGAGAACAACUGACAACAGCUGCAGAAGUCCUUUAAAAUAUAACCCCUUUGGGCUAAAUUCUAAUUUGAGAGAGAGAGUGAGAGGCUGAGACAAAAUACUUAUUCAUACUUUCACAUAAAUCAGGCAUUGAAGUCAAAGAUGAGUGACACGUGUUUCAGGAUCAUUUGCUGAUUUAUCAUCAACUAACUGAACAAGGAACUUUGACCUGAAUUAGUGUUUCAUCUGCCUGUUGCUGGUUCCUUUAGAUGAGAAUGAGUGGUGGGAUGGGAGCUGCGAACAUGCAGCAGUUCUCUUAUUCACCUAAGCCGAUCCUACCUGCUUCUUCCAGGUAUGUACACUCCUUUACCCAAAACAUAGAUGCAGUUAAUCAGCUUGGAGUUAAUUGAUUACUAAUCCAAACUGUAUCCAACACAUUCCUCAUCUUUUCUUAACUUUCUUUGAAGGUAUGAAGGUAAUGGCGCUUCAGCAGGACCACAGAGUGUGGAUUCAGCUGAGGACUUUGCAACACCCCAAGAGAUGGCUUAUGUUGUGACCUAUGGCCAUGGUAUGUUUAGUAUCGGAAUGCUUCUAGAGGUUUCUAACUUCAUUCACCUUCAAUACAGCAGUGUUGUAGAGAAAUGGUAGUUAAUGGACACUUGAGAAGAGUAACUGAACAUAUGUGUCUCUCGACAGAGUAUAAUGACUACCUGGAAGACAUGUAUCAGACAAUGGGAGAAGUGGAACCACCACCUGUUCAACUUCAAACCCUUACGGAGUCACAAAGUAGGACAUCUCAGUUACAAAAAAAAACUAUGUCAAACUGUUUUUUUUUUGGUUGUUGUAACAAUUCUACGAAAUAGACCUAUUGUAGAUUCAAUACAAUUUACACACAAAUGUACUGCAAACAGACAAUAACGUGUUCUCAUAAUCUCACCAUAACCAAUCCAUAUUUCUGUUUUAAGGCACUUCAAUGUGGAGGAAGCCCAAUGCCUAUGAUGGAAGAUCCCUCAGCCACAGUACCCCCCAAAGCCAGAGCAGGAGUUACCCUCAGAGUCACAGCAUCCCCCAAAGCCAGAGCAGGAGUUACCCUCAGAGUCACAGCACCCCCCAAAGCCAGAGCAGGAGUUACUCUCAGAGUCACAGCACCCCCCAGAGCAGGAGUUACCCUCAGAGUCACAGCACCCCCCAGAGCAGGAUUUACCCUCAGAGUUACAGCACCCCCCAGAGCAGGAGUUACCCUCAGAGUCACAGCACCCCCCAGAGCAGGAGUUACCCUCAGAGUCACAGCACCCCCCAGAGCAUGGGUUACCCUCAGAGUUACAGCACCCCCCAAAGUCAGAGCAGGUCUUUCCCUCCGAGUCCCAUUGUAGACUUGACCGACGACAGUGGUUUCUUCUCAUCGUCACUCACCCCCAGCGUGACCUUUGACCUGGGAGACGAGUGGGACGAUUUUGACGACAACUUGGUGCACUCCAACGAGAAGUCAUGCACCACUGUAGCUAAAACUAAAGGGUUGGACCUGGACAUUGAUAGGCCAAAAGGUAUUCUAACAGGGAGCAGUUUUUGAACAUAUCAAUGUUAAAAAUUUCAUUUUGGUCAUGUAAAUUAUUGAAUAGUUAAAUGUAUUGAUGUUUACAGGCCACUCCACACCACUACCAUCCACUUGCUUACAGCCCAAACCCCGCUUCACUAUGUCCAGUACCCCACUCAGGUGAGCUCAGCUCGUAACAAACUAGGAAUUCACAGUUCCACACGGUAUCAAACCCCUGUCAUUUCACUGAAUGAAAUAUCUAUGAUCUAUUCCAGCGGGCAAAACUGGUUUCUGGUUGAAGAGACGUCAGUAGGAAGGAACUUGGUACUGUUGCAAAAAUACGUGACAAAUGUGACCCUGAGCAAUUGAUUAUCAAUGUUAUGUAAUGAUUUGUGUGUCUCAGGUCGACCUCCCCAGAUGUUUCUCAGAUACCAGUUACUACUUUCCCAGUCAGACCACACAACCGCCAGGCUUCUGAUAGCUGGAGCCACCCUGACAACAAGACCACAGUGAGUUAUUAUCUAAACAUAGUAUCAGUUGACUUUAUCUCAAUGCUGGAUCUGAGGUCAAAAUGAAAUUGACAACAGACAAAGCCAAGGCUUCUGUUAUGAUAUAUGAUACAGUUUAUUAGGUACACCACCCCGUUCACGAAAAUGGUUUGCUCCUACAGACAGUGAAUCACGUGGCCAUGGCUUGCUAUAUAAAGCAGGCAGACAGGCAUCAAGGCAUUCAGUUACUGUUCGAUUGAACGUUAGAGUGGGCAAAACGAGUGACCUAAGCGACUUUGAGCGUGGUAGGAUUGUCCGUGCCAGGCGUGCUGGUUACAGUAUCUCAGAAACGGCCAGCCACCUGGGCUUUUCACACACGACUGUGUCUAGGGUUUACCGAUAAUGGUGCGACAAACAUAAAACAUCCAGUCAGCGGCAGUCCUGUAGGUGAAAACAGCUUGUUGAUGAGAGAGGUCAAAGUAGAAUGGCAAGAAUCAGGCAAAUAACGGCGCAGUACAACAGUGGUGUGCAGAACGGCAUCUCGGAACUCACAACUCAGCGGUCCUUGUCACGGAUGGGCUAUUGCAGCAGACGACCACACCGGGUUCCACUCCUAUCAGCUAAAAACAAGAAGAAGCGGCUCCAGUGGGCACAUGAUCACCAACACUGGACAAUUGAAGAGUGGAAAAACAUUGCCUGGUCCGACGUAUCCCGGUUCUUGUUGCGUCGUGCUGAUGCCAGAGUCAGGAUUUGGUGUAAGCAGCAUGAGUCCAUGGCCCCAUCCUGCCUGGUGUCAACGGUACAGGCUGGUUGUGGUGGUGUAAUAGUGUGGGGAAUGUUUUCCUGGCACACCUUCGGUCCCUUGAUACCAAUUGAGCAACGUUUGAACGCCACACCUUGUAGAAUCCAAGCCCCAAAGAAUUCAGGCUCUUCUGGAAGCAAAGGGGGUCCGACCCAGUACUAGAUGGGUGUACCUAAUAAACUGGCCACUGAGUGUAGAAUGAAAAGUUACCUUUUAUCACGCAAUUCACAUGCUUUGAAAUCAAGGGGAUAGCAAUGUUCGGUUUUGGGUUUAGCAGCCCAUUUGUUUCAGUACACGUUUGAAAAGUAAUCUGAAACACACAUCUUUCCCCUCUGCAGAGGACAUUCAGUGAACCCCCCGUGAAUGCACCACCCUCCUUCCCAAAACAGACUGACACAAGCUUGCCCCCCCUGGGAGAACGGUUUGAUUUAUUCUCAAAGACGACUACCCCAAACAAUGACAAUGUGACUGGCAAAAGGUAAGGAGGGACUAUAGAGAAAUUAUACUUUGUUUUCUUAACUUUGUUCAUCCAUACUAAUUGAAAUCAUGAUUAUGAAUUAACUUGAUAUCAUUGCAGGCUCCAUGGAGAGGAUUACAGCAAGGAAGUGGAGGCAUUCAUGGGGAUAUUUGAUGGACUAUUUUAG